Molecule: messenger RNA, 1907 nt
Organism: Tigriopus californicus
Lineage: Eukaryota; Metazoa; Arthropoda; Copepoda; Harpacticoida; Harpacticidae
Product: protein trachealess-like
Exons: 13
Coding region: 58-1785 (575 amino acids)
Biological process (GO): regulation of transcription by RNA polymerase II
Molecular function (GO): protein dimerization activity; RNA polymerase II transcription regulatory region sequence-specific DNA binding; DNA-binding transcription factor activity, RNA polymerase II-specific
Source: RefSeq, a predicted model, not a curated record
GACGUUUGUUGUCCAAAAAGAAGAGACAAACUCCCAUUGUUUGUGUUGGCAUUCAACAUGCAAGGUAGAGAGGAAACACACACGUCCUCUUACAGUCCACCAGCUUCAAUGGAUUUACAUAUGCCUCAGUCGUUUUCAUACUACAGUUGCAUCAUGGAAAACAACGCCGUGUUCUCGGGACAGCCCAUGGCUUACACCAAAGUAUAUGGAAGUCUGGAAAACUGUGGCAGACAACUCCACGACGAUCUUCACACGAACGGGUCUCUGAACUCGAGAAUUCUGGAGUUACGGAAAGAAAAAUCUCGCGAUGCCGCCAGAUCGCGCCGCGGAAAAGAGAAUUUUGAGUUCUAUGAACUAGCCAAAAUGUUGCCAUUGCCGUCUGCCAUCACUUCCCAACUGGACAAAGCCUCCAUUAUCCGGCUCACCAUUGCUUUUUUGCGAUUGCGGGAGUUUGCGGCCAACGGGGCUGAAAAAUGGACCAAGGACAACAACAACCGAAUCAAGUCCAAAAUUGGUCGGAAACAUUUGUCAAAUCUCGUUGUGGAUGUGUACCAAGAACAUGAGGGGACACAUAUCCUCCAAUCACUCGAUGGAUUCGCCAUCUCUCUCAACGCCGAUGGGAGGUUUCUUUACAUCUCAGAGACUGUUUCCAUUUAUCUCGGUUUAUCCCAGGUGGAAUUGACGGGGAGCAGCGUCUUUGAUUACGUUCACCAAUCGGAUCAUAAUGAAUUAGCGGAACAACUUGGUGUGACUUUGGCCGGAAAUCGACAAGACAUGAAUGAGGACACAAAGUCAUUCGGCUCUUGUCCCAGUAUUCCUGAUGUUUGCUACCCGGUGACAUCACUCAUGUAUGUAAACAAACAGAACAUGAACGCCCCUAAUGCCUCGUACGAUCGCGCAUUUUGCAUCCGCAUGAAGUCCACCCUCACCAAAAGAGGUUGUCACUUUAAGUCUUCGGGAUAUAGGGUUGUUCUAGUGUUGGGCAAGCUCCGCCCUGUGGGUAACAAUGAGAACAAGAAGAGCUCUCUAAUGCGGGAUGGCACGCCUUCCAUAUCCGGUUUCAUUGGGCUGGCCAUCGCUCUUCCCCCUCCGAGUGUACAUGAAGUCCGUUUGGAAAGCGACAUGUUUGUCACUCGCCUCACAUUUGACUUCAGAAUCGCGCAUUGUGAACCAAAGAUCUCUGAGCUCUUAGACUACUCCUGUGAUGAUGUGGUUGGCUUGUCAUUGUAUGCUCUUUGUCAUGGUGAAGAUGUGCACAAGAUUCGAAAAAUGCACGAGGAUUUGCUCAACAAAGGCCAAGUGAUGAGCAAUUAUUUUCGACUUAUAAACAAAUAUGGCGGAUACACGUGGAUGCAAAGCUGCGCUACUUUGAUUUGCAACACGAAAAACUCCGAGGAGCAGAGCAUUGUGUGUGUCAAUUAUGUCUUAAGCGGCCCACAGUAUAGCAACUUUGUUAUGGAUACUUGUCAAAUACCCACCGAAGCCAAAUGUAAGCCAGACCAUUCUAACCUAUCAAAAAAGUCUACAUCCCCGACAGUAUUUCAACCUAAGUCUGAUGAAACAUGUGAUCGGAGAGAUGGUCAUACUCUCUGUCUAGAUAAUAACAAAAAUCUUGCUCGGAGCAAUUCAGAAGACGAGUCACAACAUCAUCAGUCACAACAACAACAACAACAGCCGCAGCAACAACAACAACAACAACAGCAGCAAACCGAGUCUCCCGAUGACAUAAGGCGAUCAGGAAACCGAAGUGAUUGGCCAUUUUGGAGACCUCCGACCCUAAUGUAAAGUGCCAUCAAGAAGAAGGGCAAUCUACCUAGAGAUCAUCAGGCAUUGUCUUAAAAACACUUAAUGUUAUUUAAUGCUGAUUUCAGAUAAUUUCAAAUAAAAAAUUGCGACACUUUUCUCCA